Messenger RNA from Colletotrichum abscissum, 906 nucleotides. RefSeq names its product nucleolus protein. Lineage: Eukaryota; Fungi; Ascomycota; Sordariomycetes; Glomerellales; Glomerellaceae. Gene Ontology annotation, molecular function: rRNA (adenine) methyltransferase activity. Bases 1 to 906 code for a protein of 301 amino acids. The record is from RefSeq and is a predicted model, not a curated record. Gene Ontology annotation, cellular component: nucleolus. The transcript has a single exon.
AUGGGAAGGACGAAGCCCGCCAAUAAGCUGUUGUCCAGAGGCCGCCCUCCCACUAUCAAAAAAGCAAAGUCCAUAUCUCGCAAAGAGACCAGAACGCUUAUCAACACUCAUCACACCUUGCAGAAGAAGCGCCAGCAAGCACUGGCUCGGAAUGAUGAGAGGGAGGCAGCAGCGGUUGCAGCCGAAAUUUCUGCCCUCGGCGGGCUCGAGGAAUACCAGCGAGCCAGUCUCCAAGGCCAACGAGUAGAUCGCGGCGGAGACAGCUCGAGAGUCCUCCUGGACUGGCUACGAUCAGCCGAUUUGCAGCCAUUGAAGUCCAAGGACACUCGAAGUGAGGGGAAGAGCGAGGGCGGGGCGCAUCGCCGAUUGCGAAUGCUCGAAGUGGGCGCUCUCAGUACUGAUAACGCUUGCUCCAAGAGCGGCGUCUUCGAAAUGACUCUCAUCGACCUCAAUAGCCAACGGGCGGGCAUCCUGCAGCAGGAUUUCAUGGAGCGACCGCUACCAAUGGACGACUCGGAUCGAUUUGACAUCAUCUCACUCAGCUUGGUUGUCAACUACGUUCCUGACCACUCACUACGUGGUGAGAUGCUUCUCCGCACGCUUUCAUUUCUCCGCCAGCCUGGAGACGAUCUAUCGGAUGCUACUCGCGCCCUGUUUCCCUCACUAUUCUUGGUCCUCCCUCGGAGCUGUGUCGAUAACUCACGCUAUUUCUCUCAGGAUCGGUUGGUUGAGAUCAUGACGGCCUUGGGAUACGUCCAACUUGAGGGAAAGGCCACCAACAAGCUGGUGUAUUCACUCUGGAAGAGGGCAAAUGCUUCAAGCGAACCGUUGCCCUUGUUUGCCAAGCAGGAGCUCAACCCGGGCAUGAAUCGUAACAACUUCACAAUCACACUGAAGGGUUCAUGA